GCUUCUGCUAUGUAAUGUAGUACGUCCACAUUGUGUUUGUGUUAGUAUUUUUGCUGGUUGUUGUAGUUUUAGGCUAUUGUUUAAUUAUUUCAUAACUUAAAUCGAAUUAUUAUAAUGCCAAACGGACCCUAUAGAAAAAAGAGAUUUCACAGAGGAGACCCUCUAAAGAAGAAGUUCAAGACUAAACGUAAAACUAAGGAUCUUGAUGAGAUUGAUCGAGAUCUCAAAGUAGAAUGUGCUGAAAAAUUGCUGAACCAAGAAAUAGAUGUAGAUAAACCUGGAAAUGCACAGUUUUACUGUCUUCAUUGUGCGAGGUAUUUUAUUGAUGACCAUUCCAUGAAAGAACAUUUUAGAACUAAAGUUCACAAACGCCGCUUAAAAGCUUUGGAGAUAGAACCCUACACUAUAGAGGACUCCGAGCGAGCAGCUGGUCAAGGAAGUUUCAUUCAGCCAAAAAAGAGAAAAAUAGAAACACAACCAACAAAAGGGGGUGAAGAAAUGACAGUAGAUCAAUAA
Homalodisca vitripennis (glassy-winged sharpshooter) is the source of this 516-nucleotide messenger RNA. RefSeq names its product zinc finger protein 593 homolog. The record is from RefSeq and is a predicted model, not a curated record. The transcript has 3 exons. The coding region runs from base 115 to 516 and encodes 133 amino acids. Gene Ontology annotation, molecular function: nucleic acid binding; zinc ion binding. NCBI's taxonomy places the organism in Eukaryota, Metazoa, Arthropoda, Insecta, Hemiptera, Cicadellidae.